UGGCCCAUUGUGAACCAAAGAAAAAGGCUCCCGCCUCCCGGGAAACUCUCCAAACGUACAAAAAACCUCUGGAUAUAUAAGAGCUCAAACUGUGUCCCAGAAACGAUCCGCAAAAUUGCAAGAUGGAUUUUCAGAGCGGUGAUCGGAGUGCGUGGAAGCAAGCCCUCUCCUCUUACCCUGCGCGCGUAGAAUCGCUCGGCAAACCCAACCUCGUCUCUCUUGACGACUUCUACCGCAACCAACUUCCUCUUCUCAUCAGCCAACGAAACCCUAACCCCUUCAUCACCACCCCUGAGCUCUCCAAGCUCAUGCAAUGGAAGCUCACUCGAGGCAAAUGGAGGCCACGUCUAUUGGAUUAUGUUUCGUCUUUAGACGAGUCCCUUGUGAAAUCUGCCUCUCAAAAAGCUUUUCAAUCUCUUCCUGACAUUUCCAAAGCUGUUUCGGAGCUUACGGUUUUGAAAGGGGUAGGCCCUGCCACUGCUUCUGCUGUUCUGGCCGCUUAUGUACCAGAUGUUGCACCAUUUAUGUCUGAUGAGGCUAUGUUGGUCGCUCUUGGUCACUCAAAAGAUUAUACCUUGAAGCAGUAUCUCAUUUUUGCAAAGAAAUUACAGGGAAAAGCAAAGGAGUUAAGUUCGGAAGGGGACUCCUUCACACCAUCAGAUGUAGAAAGGGCUCUGUGGAGUUCUGCUGUCGGGGACAAGUUGCAAACUCGAUCAGAUCCAAACCCGAAGGUUUACUCAAAGAACUCCAAGAGAAAAAGAAAAGAGUAGAUCUUGCUAUAUGCCUUGUGGCAGCAGUACUUUCUGUAAGUUAUUAUGCCCUUUCAGUUGAACUUGGCUCUACUUAUGUAGUAAUUCAACAACUUGUAUAUGGAAAAUUCUCUUACAAGCAUACUAAAUUGUUAUCCAUUCCUUGGGCUUCUUCUGGCUUAA
This is a messenger RNA of Malania oleifera, 932 nucleotides long. RefSeq lists its product as uncharacterized. The transcript is spliced from 4 exons. NCBI's taxonomy places the organism in Eukaryota, Viridiplantae, Streptophyta, Magnoliopsida, Santalales, Ximeniaceae. The record is from RefSeq and is a predicted model, not a curated record. Bases 123 to 770 code for a protein of 215 amino acids.